AUUUCAUGGAAGAAUAUCAAGGGAAGAAGCAGAGCUAUUGCUUCAAGGAGGGGAUGGUUCUUACCUUGUACGAGAAAGCCAAAGAGCACCAGGCCAGUAUACGUUAGGUCUUAGGUUUGGAGGAAUGACUAAGAACUACCGCCUGUAUUAUGACUAGAUAUUAGCUUGAAGGUUUCUUUCGACUAGGUUUGGAGGAAUGACUAAGAACUACCGCCUGUAUUAUGAGUAGAUAUUAGCUUGAAGGUUUUUUUUCGACUAGGUUUGGAGGAAUGACUAAGAACUACCGCCUGUAUUAUGAGUAGAUAUUAGCUUGAAGGUUUCUUUCGACUAGGUUUGGAGGAAUGACUAAGAACUACCGCCUGUAUUAUGAGUAGAUAUUAGCUUGAAGGUUUCUUUCGACUAGGUUUGGAGGAAUGACUAAGAACUACCGCCUGUAUUAUGAUGGAAAGCACUACGUAGGAGAGAAGAAGUUUGACACAGUACAGGAUCUGGUCACCGAUGGUUUGAUCACUCUGUACCUGGAAGCCAAUGCAGGAGAAUACAUUGCAAAGAUGUGUGUUCAGUCAAGAUAUGAGCAGAGUCCCUAUAUGACGCUGAACUCGUACAAGAGGAAGCUACAGAACAUGAGAGUUGUAAAGAGAAGAAGUAUAUCAAGCCAAGGGAGUAAAAGCAACAGCCUUAAGUCAGCAAAUGAAUAUGAUAGAUCUGAAGAUGGGAGUAUUAAUGAUGGAGGGGGUCCUAUUAUGGCUGGCCUUAAUGUUCAUCGUUUUGAAAAGCCACAUAACUUUAAGACUCACAACUUUAAAGGAUUUCCAUGGUGUGAUUUAUGUGGUAACUUCAUGUGGGGUAUUAUUGCACAAGGUUUGAAGUGUGAAGAUUGUGGUUUUAGUGCUCAUCGAAAGUGUUCGGAAAACAUUCCAAAUGACUGCCUUCCAGACCUGAAGUAUGUGAAGCGUGUGUUUGGCAUAGAUCUAACAACAUUAGUGAAGGCCCACAAUACACCAAGACCAUUUGUAGUUGAUUUGUGUGUUAAAGAAAUUGAAAGCAGAGGGUUAGAUGCAGAAGGCUUAUACAGAGUCUCCGGGUUCAGUGAUGAAAUAGAAGCAGUUCGGAUGGCCUUUGAAAAGGAUGGAGAAAAUGCAGAUCUUAGCAGUACAGCAUGUGAAGAUGUUCACGUAAUCACAGGGGUGUUGAAGCUCUUCUUCCGACUGCUGCCGAUACCCCUUAUCACUUACGACACUUAUCCUCUCUUCAUGAAUGCUGUUAGAAAGUCAACGAUGGAAGAAAAGUUGGAUAGCAUAAAAGAGGCUGUUGCUAAGUUACCACCAGCACAUUAUCAAACCUUGAAGUACCUUAUUCAACACCUGUACAGAGUCACAGAAAAACAAAAACAGAACCUUAUGAGUAUUCAGAACUUGGGCACAGUGUUCUGUCCGACACUGAUGAGGACCCCUGACCUCAUUUCUCAACCUGGACAACUCUCGGCUUGGCAUCAGGAAAGUUUAGUCAUAGAACUUCUCAUUACUCAUCACAGACUCUUAUUAGACCACUGAUAACAACAGAAUUGUGUAAAAUGUCUUACACAUUUACCUUGAUAAGCAGAAAUGAUGUAAGAUAUCUAUAUAUUUAUGUAUGUAUUAUGUAAUGAACAUCACUUUUGAAGAAGAGGACGAAACUCUUUUAAUAUUUAUAAGGACUCGGAGCAUGUGGUACCAAUGGACAGGAACAGCUGUCCUCAUUACCCAAGUAUUAUAUUUAGUAAAUGUGAUUACUUGACCAAGCUUCUUUUGAUGAGUAUCUUAGUGCAAAAUGCCCAAAUUUUUGGGAGAAAUUUUAUAGAUUGAUUUGUAUAAUAAGUCUAAUUUUGCAAAGGCUUUCUGAAGGCCGUUUCAAAGAGUUGCCAUUUCUGUAUACGUCAUAAAAUGACUCCAUAAAAAGCAAGUGUCUUUCAGCUUUGUCAGGUUAGUCAUUGUGAAGAUACAUUUUUCUGAUUGUUAAGUUUUUGUUCGUUUAGUUGUAGCUUUUUUCUGUGUAAAAUAAGAUGUACAUUUAUUAAUUUUUCUGGAAGAAACUUGUUACAACUAGAAGAAAUAUUUAUAUUACAUCUUUUGUUACUGUUAUGAAAUGACAUCAACAAAUUCAAUUUAAGAUUUUGUGCAUUGACUUGUAACUUUUAUGUUAUGAGAGACUAAGGUUAUAUGUCUUAUGUGAUUAAAAUAUUGUGGUUAUAG
Molecule: messenger RNA, 2231 nt
Organism: Limulus polyphemus (Atlantic horseshoe crab)
Lineage: Eukaryota; Metazoa; Arthropoda; Merostomata; Xiphosura; Limulidae
Product: N-chimaerin-like
Exons: 9
Coding region: 414-1553 (379 amino acids)
Biological process (GO): regulation of GTPase activity; signal transduction
Molecular function (GO): GTPase activator activity
Source: RefSeq, a predicted model, not a curated record